UCUUUAUACUUCCGGGAUGUAAGUGCUUGAGUUCCCCGCCUUUUGAGUAAGCAGCUGUAUGACAGGACGUGCUUUUCUUACGAGUAUUACUGACUAUUUCUCUAUUUUGAGGUCUUUCUGACGGAUUUCUGAGGCAUCUCGUCGUGAACAUGUAGCUAACUAUUCACUAAGAGAUUUUAGUUCAACUAACCAGCCGUCAUGUUGCUGCCUUCUGACGUCGCUCGACUUGUUUUGGGAUACCUCCAAGAAGAGGGACUCUCUGCUACAAGCCAAACUUUUAUUCAUGAGAGCCCCAACCUGAAGGAGUAUGCUGACCAUACCACAGAAGAUGGGACUAUUCCAGCUUGUGUAUUUUCUAUCUUUGGGAAAGGCCUAACAAACAUCUUAAAUGACUAUGUGGCAGCCAAAACAAAAGAGUCUCACCCUGAGGUACCGGUGAUGAUGACCUCACUGUGGAAAAAGCUGGAUUUAACACUCAACCAAAUCAAGUCACUGCAGAAUUCGCCAGCUAUUUCAGCAAAUCAGCGAACACGUACACGCAUGGGAUUAGCAAACAUGGCUAGACAGCGGGUCCUGACAGUGGCAUCAGCUGGUGGUGUCGUCUGUUCCUCGGUCUCUGAAACAAUCUCCAGCAUCAGCCCUACACAUACCUCCUUCAGCACAAUCAGCCACUCCACUCCUGUGAGCUACACUACACCGCACUCCAGACUUGCCCUUGGCAGUGGUACGCACCAGCAGAUCUCUGAUGACCGAAUACUAAAUAUUCCAAAAGAUUCACCAGUAAAUAUCGUGGUAGCAGAGCAUCGACUAAAUCCAGGUCCAAUGUCUCCUGGUCGACGGAAAUGGGACACCCCCAGAAAGAGAAGUGCUGCUGUGGGUGGGUCCAGUAGUGUUGGCAGAUCUGCAGCAGCUGUCAGUAGCCACACUGCAGAACCACAGCCUGAAGAGCAACUUGUGAUUCAAAAUGCGUGUGACAAGAUAUUGGGAGACAGGUCAUUACAAGAGAAGCUUGCUGAAAACAUCAACAAAAUCCUCGCCAAUGAGCCAACACCCCAAACUUCAAAGCCCCCUUCAGCUACAGUGGAGCCAGAUCAAUCGAUUGAUGAAAUCCUGGGAUUACAGGGGGAGAUACACAUGAGUGAUGAUGCCAUCCAUGACAUUUUGGAGCAGACGGAAUCUGACCCAGCUUUUCAGGCGCUCUUUGACCUCUUUGAUUGCAAUAAAGCUAAAUUCCCUCAUGGAGAACCAGGUGAUGGUGAUGGUGACGUAGGCAAUAGUCCAGAAGAGAGUGAAGCUGCUGGAUCUUCAACAGUUGGGCUACUUCAGAAUAAUAAUCCAGACACUACACAAAGAGAUUCUACAGCUUCUGAAACAACUGCAGCUACUAUGAAGACGAGAGUUGGACAAGAUCGUAAGACCAGGAGGUCUGCUGCUCCCACCUUGUUAAAGAAAACAUUUCUUCCCUCAAGUGGCAGAGCAUCGAGAAUCGAAGGAAGCUCAGCCAGGUUGUUAGUGAGUCAAGGGGGGCACCGAGCUGUCCCAUCUGCUGCAGUAAACUCGGACAGAAAAGAAGGAACCUCACUCUUCAAUGACAGUGUUUCUGUAAUACCAAUGGAUAUUGAUGAACCGUUGAAUACACCCCCCCCUCCGUCAGACUUCAUGGCCACUGCUGUGCCUGCCACAAAGGACAGCACAUCCACCACAACUAGCCUCUGUGAAUCAACCAAAGCACCCUCAUCAGGAGCUUCUUCUGCACUUUAUGCACCAGUAGUGACUGCAGCCUCUAUAAACCAUGACGGUAAACAAGCAUCUACAGCCCACUCAAUAGCUCCAAGUAGUCAGUCUGCUUUGUUGUCUCUUGUACAAGUUGAACUGAACAAUACUCCAAGACUGACUCCUGAUUUGUCUGAUAUGCCAGUUUCAGCCAGUGAAGGAAACAUUCAGCAGGUGUCUGCCUACACAGCAACAGCCGAAUCUGCCUCCUCCACAUCUGCGUCUUCAUGUGUCACAGUUACAGCUGUGCCCUCAUUGUCAUCAGCUUCCACCACCUCACCAUGUUCUCCAGCCUCUACAAAUCUUACACCUGCCUCAUUCAUGCCCGGCUCACCCGCAUCCUUCUUCUCCUGUGCCCCAGCUGCAGUAGCACCUGCUCCUCCACCUACUGACCUCAGCACCCCAAGCAAAGCUGCAGCAGAUUCCAGUAAUGUGGUUUCUUUGAAGAUCAUUAUCAGCGAUAGCCAAGAUGAAGACGCUACAAAUGACACGGCUUUAAAUCAAGCACUAUCCAGCAUUUCAGGGGAUAAGAUACCAACCAUUUACCUUUCCUCUCCAGCUAAGUCCCCUGGCAUGCUGCCCUGCCCUGGCACUCCAAAGGCCAACUUGGACGAGGUGGCGCAGGCAGUAAGUGGCUUACAGAACUCUGAGGUAUUUGCUAGUCCUCUCACCAGUAAGACUGGGGCAUUGGUGGCAUCUCCGUUAACAGGGACAUCACAGGCCCAGCAAAGCUAUAUAAUUCAACUUCCCCUGAGCACAACUAACCCUGCUAUUCAAGGAGCCGCUGCCAGCUAUUUUCUUGUGACUGAACCCCCAGCUACAGAGACACAGACGAGACAAGUGCUACUGCCUGCUAGUGUCUCACCAGGAAGACCUUUGCCCACCAGUCAGUUUGGAGGGAUCACACCAACGUGUUCACAAGGCUACUCCAGUGGAUCAGCACUCGUCUUACCGUCAUCUGUUAAGCCUGUGAUGCUUCCAGUUUCUGUAAUGGGCCAGAAUACACUGGGGAAUGUCCAGAUGGUGUCUAAUCAGCUUGUUGCCAUACCAAACCCAGUGUCGGUACAACAGCCAGAAACUGCUAAGCCCAAACAAUCCACAGUGGCAAUCAAACAGUCUAAAACUGCUGGCACAGAGGAAAAUCUACUAUCAGCUGAAAACACAAGCCAGCAGGAUGCAGCAAAGGGUUCGAGUCAUAGGAGAAUUUUAUGUUUUGACUCUUCUGCAGAUGUUCAACCAACACCAACAACAACACAAACCACCACACCCUUAAAUACAAAUACAUCUACGUCAGUAACUGUCCAGCAGCCUGAGACAGAUAAUAUAGGACCAGCCCCUCGAACAAAACCUGCUAUCUUGGGUGGCAACAAGCCCAAGAGGAGGAUAGAGAUCAUCAGAUGCCCGGCAAAUCCCCCGAGUGAAGGAGGGUUAGUGAAGGAGGCAGAGAAGUUUGUGACUGCACAGAAGCAGCAUAAAGAUCCUAUUAAAAAGAACCCUCGCAAACAGCUUCAUAACGCCAACAACAAAGAGUCUCAAAGUGCAAGUAUCAGCAUUGUCGAUUCCUCAAAACCUGAGACUUCGAAAAAGUUAGAAAUGAGAAGACGCUCAAAAUCUGUUGACAGGAAACACAGUCUCGGUGAUGAUAAAACAAAAGCAAAGACUGCUGAUAGUCAUAGCUCUAAGUCUUUGUGCUCAGAUUCAAUGCAAAAAUCUGAGACUAAAAAUGAUAAGGAGGAGAGCAGCAGGGAAGAAUCUGCAGAAAAGGCUCCACUCAAAAUUUGUGAGGGUCGCACAGAAAAGAAAACUCAGGAAGUGCCAAAUGUUACAGCCAACAAGGAGAAUGAAAAUAAGGGUAGCACGCAACAGCAUUCAACUCCUAUCUCCUCAACAUCAAGAGACUUAAGCCCUCCUGAUAUUUCUCAGUCUAUAUCUAAUUCUCAGUCCAAGAUGACAAAAGCCCCUUCAAAGACCAGCUCUCUGGUCAAACAGGCAGCUGAGAUGCUGCAAGACAUCCAGGGACUCAACUCUCCUUCCACACCAGUCAAGAGACCUGGAGUGGGCACUCCAGAACCGAGUCUGCCCAGGACCCCUGUUACUGACAGCAACCAGGUGCAGUCCACUGACAAUUUAAGGACUCCUUCCAGGCAGAAGAAGGGUAAAGAUGGAGAGGAGACUCCCAAGCGUAUCAUCCUUCCCAACACCCCUGAUGUCCCCACUUGCAGCCCUGCCAGUGAGGCUGGCAGUGAAAACAGCAUAAACAUGGCUGCUCACACACUCAUGAUUCUGUCACGUGCUGCCAUAGCCAGGUCAGGCACGCCUCUGAAGAACAGCCUGCGUCAGGAGGGAGCAGGAGAAAAGUCACCUACAAGCUCGAAGAACUCUAAGAAACGCAAACAGUCUUCUCCAUCAGACAGCCAGCCUGCAAAGAAAGAGUCAAAACCAUCUCCCAGCAGAAAGAAAGACCGCGAGAGGAAGAGACUUGUCGAUUGCUUUCCACAUGAUUUGGAUGUGGAUAAGUUCCUGUCUUCACUUCACUAUGAUGAGUGAAACCAGACAUGCCAACAGGGAAGGACUACUCUAUCACUACCUGCUUAGGUCACCAACCACCAACAGAUCAAGCCAUCUGAUAAACCAGUGCCUGUGGUUCCUAUUACUAACCUCGCCCUAGACCUUAUAAGAGGCAAUGUGGAACUUCAAUUGAGCCAAAUAGUUUUCCGUGUGGGUGAUCUGUAUAAAAUAUAGUUAUAUUCAUCUCUUAUAGGAUAGCCAUGGCACUUUGUAGAACCAACUGUCCUCAUGUUAAUUUCUGUUUUAACUUUCUUUACUGCAAAAAAAACAUAAUACAUUUGUUUUUGGACACUUUGAUGUAAUGGGUGUCAAAUGUUGGUCAUUUAAAGUAUUUCCUUGGUCAAUAUUUGACCCUUGUCAAUUCAGCUAUGACUGACUUAAAGGAUGCUGUUUAUGUAAAAAAAACUAAUUGAGGAAUAUGUCUCUACCUUUAAUUUUAUUAAGACUAUGAAGAAAUGUACAUGCUUGGAAAAGUUGGGUUAAGUAAUGUGAAUAUUUUACUUGUUACAUACACAAGUGAAGUUUAUUUUUAUUUUUUUUAUGAGAAUGAGAAACAUCAGCUUGAAAAUGACUGCAACUGUUCAACUUUGGAUACUCAGACUUUAUUCAGUGUAACAAUAAAAAACAGAAACGGU
Messenger RNA from Solea senegalensis (Senegalese sole), 4976 nucleotides. It is a transcript of the gene npat, whose product is annotated as nuclear protein, ataxia-telangiectasia locus. The record is from RefSeq and is a predicted model, not a curated record. Gene Ontology annotation, molecular function: protein binding; transcription coregulator activity. Bases 199 to 4320 code for a protein of 1373 amino acids. Gene Ontology annotation, cellular component: nucleus. The transcript is spliced from 17 exons. Lineage: Eukaryota; Metazoa; Chordata; Actinopteri; Pleuronectiformes; Soleidae.